GGGGCCGAUCGACAGACAGAAAAAAGAAGAAGGAAAGAAACAGAAGGCUUCAUCUUAUGGCAAUUUCGUAAUUCUAAUCUGAAGCCGGUUGUUUUCUUUUCCGUUACAAAAAGAAGAAGAAACCACUCUCAAUUUGGAUUUCUAGGGUUUCUGAUUUUCGAAUUUUGAAUUUAGGGUUAUAAAUAAUAAUAAUUGUUAUUAGAGUGAUGACAUAUUAUGAUGGUAAGGAUGAAGUGGUAGCACCAUUGUUAAUAAAAGUGAAAAUGGAUCGAGGAGAUGAAGAUUAUGUGACGGUGAGAAGUUCUGAUAAUGAAGUUGAAGAGAUAUUGAAACCACCAUUAUCACCUAGGAAAGGGAUUAAUUGGUGUUGGUGGUUCAAGAUGGGUUUAUUAGGGAUUGCUAUUGCUACUGUUGCUGUUGUUUUUCUCAUCUGGGUUGGACCUUUCCUUCUGAAUAAGGAGAUUGUCCCAAUCUUGGACUGGGUAAUGAGAACAUUCAGUCCUAAGGUGCUGGCGGCUCUAUUAUUUGCUUCUAUGACAUUAUUUCCUUCCCUGUGCAUUCCAUCUUCCCCUUCUAUGUGGGUAGCUGGCAUUAGUUUUGGUUAUGGAUAUGGAUUUCUGUUAAUUCUAGCUGGGUUUAGUAUCGGCAUGUCAAUUCCGUUCUUUAUUGGUUCUCUCUUUCAUCAUAAGAUCCAGGUGUGGUUGGCAAAAUGGCCAGACAAAGCUGCUAUCAUAAGAUUAGCUGGUGAAGGAGAUUGGUUUCAUCAAUUUCGAGCCGUCGUGUUGCUUAGAAUUUCACCUUUUCCAUUUAUCAUAUUCAAUUAUGCCUCUGUUGCCACUGGUGUUAAAUAUUGUCCAUAUAUACUUGGGUCGCUGGUAGGAGUGGUGCCGGAAAUCUUUGUUUCAAUCUACAGUGGGAUUUUAGUUGCAAGCUUGGCAGAUGCCACACAAGGUCACCAGUAUCUUUCGACAUCUCAAAUUAUCUACAACGCCAUUGGAUUUGUUUUAACAGUUGGUGUUACAGUUUUUAUCACACUCUAUGCAAAGAAGUCGCUCAGGAAACUUCAAGAUGAAGAAGAGACGCUGUUAAGAUGAAGAAGAAGAAGAAGAGAUGCUGAUGCUGGGUUAAUUUUGACUGAUGGGAGUUUGGAUUAUUAUUGCAGCACUUUCACUGCCAGGGUCCGCAACUUCUCUCGAAGCGUGACGCACACCUGCAUUUGGGUGGUGGUGAAAUCCCCAAAGUUUUCGGACUCUGCGCCUUUAUAACCUGAAUGAUGUUUUAGAGUGAGCCAGCCUGCUACAUAUAUUUGCCUUAAACACGAUUGGCGCGAAAAAGGGUCAAAUGGUAUGUCACUUGAACCACGUCCUAAUUGAACAUUGACUUAUAUUAACCAGUGUGUAAUGUGUAUAUGUUAUUUUGGUGCAAGUGAUGAAAGGAAUUUGUACAUGAUGGUUUAUAGGUUUCAUCGUCUCUAAUUGAGACAAAGAAAUAGAAAGACUGAAACAAGUAUGAGCAUGA
Molecule: messenger RNA, 1518 nt
Organism: Papaver somniferum (opium poppy)
Lineage: Eukaryota; Viridiplantae; Streptophyta; Magnoliopsida; Ranunculales; Papaveraceae
Product: TVP38/TMEM64 family membrane protein slr0305-like
Exons: 5
Coding region: 207-1094 (295 amino acids)
Source: RefSeq, a predicted model, not a curated record